GCUGGCUGUGUGUUUAUAUACGUGAAUCGUGAAUUCGUGAUAUGAAACGCACCUUGGAUUACUAUAUACAACUUAACAUGCACCUCUUUACAUGCAGUAGUAAGUAACCUACAAGAGUAUAUUAAACAAUCGACUGACCUACAUAAUCGUUCAUCAAAAGAUGCUGAAAACUAUCCUGAGGUUUUGUGGGAGAAAAUAGAGCUUUAUAUUGUUGUGCAGACACCUAGGUUUGUAUAUGUCACCGUUGUAUCCGCUAGUCUAAUAAAAGCAUCAUGAAUACAUCCACUUCUUGGUUAACAAACCUCCGGGUUGCUGUUGUAGGCGCUUCGGUAGGUGGACUGUCUGUGGCAAAUGUAGUACAUCAGUUAGGCGUAUACGUACAGGUAUACGAGAGAUCGCCCAAAGGAUUUCAAGACCGAGGAGGAGCAAUUAGUGCCAUUGACUUGGUACUACUUGAGAAAAUAUGCGGAGGUGUCAAUAAACAGAUGCAAGCAGAUAUGAACAUAUUAUCCAAGAAUAUCAUCCAACAGCGCGGUCAUUUCUAUGGCACUCUGUGGUCCUGUUUAUACAAUGCGUUGCCCGAAGACACGGUACAUUUCGAGUCGGAAAUGGAACAGAUCUUUGUAGUACCAAACGCACCCUUAAAACUUGCCGUGGGUGAGCACUGUCUGGAGUUCGAUAUAAUUAUAGGUGCAGAUGGGGGCAGGUCGACUACACGGCCGUAUGUUACCCGUAAACUACCAGCAUAUGCGGGAUAUACUCUGUAUAGAGGUCUGUGCGAUGUCCAAUACACACAAGGACCCCCCUGUGGCGAUGAGCAGGUAAACGGUGUAGACUACGUGACAUUGGGCUAUCCGAUAAUAGCCGGAAAAUCGGAGUUGUUAAGUUGUGAGUUGUAUAUGGGUAUGCCUGAGGAAUCAGUCCAUGGACCUUCAUUGAAUAGGCAGGUUACGGACGAAGCAGACGACUUUGCCGACAGCAGUUUGGAAUCGAACCCAGUGGCAAACAUACCUACAAACCAUGGCGAGGUACACAGCUUCAACGAAAGCUUUAUCAAGGAGGAGAAGGCCAUAGGAAAGCACGCCUACGCUAUCCGAAGGAGAGCAGUCCCCAACUGGUUUAUCCCCUUCAUAUACCAAGUUUUCGGAGAAGAAACCGCGUUUUUCUGGUCCCAAUGCGCCAAAUACGGCAAGGUCACCCCGCAUACCGUGUGGGAAUUCGUUGCAGAUCGCGUGGUCAACGGCCGAGUCAUCUUACUAGGCGAUGCAGCCCACUUGGCCAGCCCUACAACGAGUGCGGGCGCCUACACGGCCAUGGUGGAUGCCUAUGUGCUGGGACAAGCCUUAGAACAGAGCGAGGAUAUAGACACGGCGCUAGAGGUGUAUAACGAGGACUGUGUGGCCAGGGGAGUGAAGCUGUACCAGGCCAGUAGGGCGAAGGGGUCACGGUUUGCACCGGACGGGUGGGAUCCCGUAUCGCCCGAGACGCUGGUAAACUGGGAGGAACAAGGCUGACCGCCGUGCGUUCAGCUUAGUAGUGAAAUUAGUGAGAUUAAAUACGACUGCGUAUGUACGUGGGUGCUGACUGUAAGCGAUGGUAGUGACAUGUGUGUGUAUCAAUGCACACUACGUGUGUGAUGGUAUAGAGAUAUACUGCAUUCUACACUCUACACGUACGUGCACGCGUAACGUCGAAUAUAGGGCACCUGAGAACAGUUGGCAUCAGCGCGGUCAGUAAAGGUAGUGAAGUUAAAUAGACUUGUGUACAGACAUGGGCGCUGGUCAUGGCGAUGGUAAUGGCAUACGUGGGAUUCAAUAUAUGCUAUAGGUGCGAUGAUAGAAACGCUGCAUUGUACACAUGUCACGUGUAGCAGGUG
Messenger RNA from Sphaeroforma arctica JP610, 1876 nucleotides. RefSeq lists its product as hypothetical. The transcript has a single exon. Gene Ontology annotation, molecular function: FAD binding; monooxygenase activity. Bases 273 to 1514 code for a protein of 413 amino acids. The record is from RefSeq and is a predicted model, not a curated record. NCBI's taxonomy places the organism in Eukaryota, Ichthyosporea, Ichthyophonida.